This is a messenger RNA of Daldinia loculata, 1959 nucleotides long. RefSeq names its product alpha/beta-hydrolase. Lineage: Eukaryota; Fungi; Ascomycota; Sordariomycetes; Xylariales; Hypoxylaceae. The record is from RefSeq and is a predicted model, not a curated record. Bases 264 to 1811 code for a protein of 515 amino acids. Gene Ontology annotation, molecular function: 1-alkyl-2-acetylglycerophosphocholine esterase activity. The transcript has a single exon.
AUCAGAUCCAACCUGGAAGUUGAAAUAUGCCUGCCAUAUUAGUUAGAUCCUCUCGAGAAAUCGACUUGGCUGAGAUGUUCAAGCCACAUGCGUACCUAACCUGUGGAGCUUCAUAUACUAUUGCAUCAUCGUCUUCAUCUCGAGUUCAAUAAAUUAGGUAGAUAUCGGCUUUAGCUUAUAUUUAUUCGACUUCUCAUGCUCUUACUUCAAAGUAAUUCAUGUCUUUCAAGUGUAAGUAAAUCUUAUACGAGUCGAAACUUACAAUGAAGCCAUUUCCAGAAGUUAAGAGCAACGCGCCUCCAAUGAGGUCAAGACUAUCUCGUACUCUCCGGUCAAGAUACACAUGGCGAUUAAUAGUUAUAGUCGUCGUUGUUUCUUGUUACAUAUUCUCGCUGCCUCCAUUUCCUCGACCAUUACCUGAUUAUAGCGGUCCGUAUCCCGUCGGUGCAGUUGAUAUUGAGACACCCUUAGCAUCACCGCGCAUCAUCGACACGGCGCGGUUUAGGGAAACAAAAGAGAAUGCGUUUGAGUUAGAUACUGUGUUAUUCACGUUAUAUUAUCCAGCAAUCCACCAUGCCACUCAUUGUCAAGCGAAGCAUCACUGGAUUCCAAAACCGAUAUCCGUGACCGCCGAGGGUUACGCCAAGUUCGCGCACAUUAACAAUUUUAUCAUGAACAAGGUCAUGACAGGAGUACUUAAAGCUCUUGUCGGACACAUUCAAAUUCCAGCUCAAGUUGACGUACCGUUGGCCGACCUUGUAUCCGCGGUGACGGCGAUACCGGAGACCCGGGACAACAUCAAGGAGAUCGAGAAGGUCGUACAGAUUGGAAAAGGCGGACAUCCGGUUAUUGUGUUUUCUCACGGCAUGGCAAGUAGUCGCACCGAUUAUACGCAUUACGCUGGCGAGCUCGCAUCACGAGGUUAUGUCGUAGCGCUGCUUGAGCACAGGGAUGGUUCAUGUCCCGGGUCCGUUAUCAUGGAACAGGGAAAACCGGACCGCGCGAAACUUACAUUCAACGUUCCGGAAGUAGAGACGCCUAGCGGAAAGGAGUUGGCGGUGGACGAAUUCAAACGAGCACAGCUCGACUUCCGAGAGGCGGAGAUCGAAGAAACCGUGCGAGUCCUAAAGUUAAUCAAUGAGGGACAAGGAAAGGAGGUAUUCAAAUCAAACAUGCGGGACGAAGGCGUCGAUUUCGUAAACUGGAAAGGCCGUCUCAACACAGACGAUAUGAUAGUCGCAGGCCAUAGCUACGGCGCAACCGGCGCCAUGCAAGCCCUACGAGGCGGGCCUAGCGCAAAACGCCCGUUUAAAGGCGCCAUCAUCCUAGAUCCGGGCAAGCAGAGCGGCCAGCUAAACGACGAUAUCCGAGUACCGGUCCUCGUCAUCCACAGCAACUCGUGGAGCAGCAAGUACAGCCUAUUCUACGGACGCGCGCACUUCGACACGGUGCGCGACGUCGUCGAAAACAACGUGUUGCGGGGAAUGUCGUCGUGGUUCGCAACAUCGCUUGGGACUUCGCAUCCGUCGGUCACGGAUGCGCCGCUGCUGGAGCCGUUGCUGCUUAGUUGGACCACCGGGGCGCGGAUCUAUGAGGGGUUGAGGGAGUAUGUGCAUGUAUCGGAGGACUUUCUGUGGUUCUUGUCUACGGGCGAGAAGCGAGGCUUACUGGGGGAGAAGCCUGAGUUUCCGCAGUAUGAUGAGGGGAGGGGGUUUGGCGUGUGGAAGCCGGCGCAGGGAGAGAAUGAGGAUACUGGGGGGGCUUGGAUUGACUGGAGGAGGUAUUGGCAGGUUCAUGUUUCGCCGAGUUAAGAUGUAUAGGAGGUAGAUGUGUAUGUAAGAGAUAUAUAGGAGGGGGAUAGAUCAUGAUGCUUAUGUUGCUAUAUGUAGAAUAUCCUAGAUUAUAAAUAUUACAAAUUUGUGCAGUUCUCUUCCAGUAAGAUACUGGUUUAUUAUCAGC